Molecule: messenger RNA, 2044 nt
Organism: Macroventuria anomochaeta
Lineage: Eukaryota; Fungi; Ascomycota; Dothideomycetes; Pleosporales; Didymellaceae
Exons: 3
Coding region: 239-1705 (488 amino acids)
Molecular function (GO): zinc ion binding
Source: RefSeq, a predicted model, not a curated record
CUUGGCCCUGGACCACCGCGCCGAUGGACUGCUGUGUCCAUGUCUCUGCUCUGUACAACGCAGGCGCAACACAGAUGCUCCACAUGCUCCCUUUCUGUUUGGGAAGCAUGCCUCCAUUCCUGGCCCGUCCGGUCAUAUAGCAAUCAUCGUCGGCGCUCUGCAGUCGCUGCGACUGUUCUGAGCGGCCACCAUCACGCCCUCCUCUCUCCGCCCCCGCACUGCUUCUCCACAACCCGUCAUGUCGUCGCCGUCGCCCAUCCCGCCGCCCAACGACAGGCGCAACUCGCGGGCCUCUACCAACGGGGGCCUGCCGAACGAAGCAGACGCGCUGUCAGAGCCGUCAGAAUUGCGUGUGCGUCGAAAGAGCAAAUGUCUCAAAGUGCCCCCUGAAAUGUCCGCGCUCGAGUACGCGUCCAGGCCCGACAGCAACCUCGUGUGUCUGAUCUGCCACGCCCCCUUCGACAGGCCCGUCCAGUUGCUCUGCGAGCACUACUUCUGCCGUGAAUGCCUCGAGCAUGCCUGGGCGCCGCAGUCCAACAACCGCAAGACGUGUCCAACCUGUCGCCGCCAUGUCGAGGGCGAGAACGAUAUACGCCCCGUGCCCAAGAUCAUCGAGACGAUGCUUGACGAGCUGGUAGUCAAGUGCCCAAACAGCAGGACGGGAUGCACCUGGGUCGACCAUCGCGUCAACGUACACGAUCAUGUCAUGCUAUAUUGCGAAUACACGCCCAUCGAAUGCCCUGCAGCUGAUUGCAGGUUACACACAACCCAGAAGGAUUUCCACAAGGGCUGUCUGCACUACACGGUGGGCUGCGAGGACUGCCACACGUCGCUGAUGAAGAGAGAUCUCGAAGAACACCAGCGAUAUUUGUGUCUCAAUCGCACGACUUCGUGCGCCCUUUGUGAGGCCGUUCUGCUUCGACUCGACCUCAAGACCCACAUCAACAACGUGUGUCCGAAACAUGUCAUUUCCUGCCAGGGUACCAUCGUCGGGUGCAAGUUCCGAUCUGAGCGCGCAGACGUGACACAGCAUGAGAUGGCAUGCGCUAUGGCAACAAUGGCGCCGCACUUCCGGGACCAGCAAGCUCGCCUUGAGAGGCACGAAGCACGCAUGGAGCCGUUGGCGAGGAAGGUCGGCAUUCUGGAGGAUGGCCUUGCCAACAUAACCAACAUGCUGUAUCCGGCUAAUGCAAACGAUGCAUCAUUUCCCGUGGCCGACCACCUGGAUCCAAACGAUGCCGCGGCCGACUUUCGCCUGCCACCAGCAUCAUUCCCACAUGGCGCUCAUGGCAGCGACAACAGUUCAAAUGAGCCCCCUUUCGACUCCCAAGUCCACCAUCUCCUCACAUUGCACGAGAACCUACGCGAGGAAGUGUCUCGCAUUUCUACCACGCUAACGGAAGUCGAGGGCCGCACCAACAUGAUGAUCAUCAAUGAAAGCCAGCGCAACAAGGACGAGAUGCUGCACACAAACGCUGCAAUUAACAACAUGCGCAUGCAGCUGCACUGGCUCAUGAGUGCGACCAUACACCAACGAACCACCUCGGCGUCAACAUCGACAUCCAGACCCUCUGCAAGCACAAGUGCGGGUACCACCGGUCGCAGCACGACGCAAGGGCCUAGCUCCAGACCGGGUCCGAGUGGAACGUUACCAGCGCCUUACCGGAGGCUGAGUGACUCCAACAGGCAGGACACAAAACUGUAAACCGACUCGACAGCCUCUCUUACUGGUGGCAACUGCUAUGAAAUAUGAUUUACGAAAUGUGCUUUUCAAUGGCGUUAGGAUUGGGCAUCUGGAUUCAUAUGGGAGGAUUAUUCGAUUUCCCUGGCAUUCCUGUCAUCUUCUCACAGGAGUUCAUGACACAGGCAUAGAUUCGGGGAUGUAGAUACCCUUUUGUUAGCGAUAUUGCAGGGCGAUGGGCCCUUGCUCGGAAUGUUUGUUAGAUGGUAGCGAAUGAUCGCAGCGAGAAAAGUGCUUCCCUAGUGGAAAGCAUAGAUACCCAGUAGUCUCAAUCGGGCAUACUAUCAUAAUGAACCUUUGAAG